Molecule: messenger RNA, 697 nt
Organism: Dermacentor silvarum
Lineage: Eukaryota; Metazoa; Arthropoda; Arachnida; Ixodida; Ixodidae
Product: juvenile hormone acid O-methyltransferase-like
Exons: 2
Coding region: 38-697 (219 amino acids)
Source: RefSeq, a predicted model, not a curated record
ACCAGUACUCACCAUUCAAGCGAAAUACUGCGGAAAUAUGAGCAAGCUUUCGACGAAUCCGAGCUACAAUGCCGGCCUCUACGCAAGUAAUAACGCGUGGCAGCGACACAUGAAUCUUCUGGUUCUGGAAUUGCUCGAGAGGACCUUUGCUCCAAGUAACACGGAAUGCGAACAAUUUCUCGACCUCGGCUGCGGCACGGGUGAUUUCACUCGCAACGAACUUCUUGUACGCUGCCCGCCGUGCCGCAGAAUUGUCGCAGUAGAUGCAUCCGAAGAGAUGCUGGCCUACGCUCGGGAAAACUCUGCUCACAGCAAGAUCGUGUUCGCACACCUUAACAUCAACGAUGAUGUGGCUGAUUUCGCCGCUAAGUACGGAACUUUCAGUCGCAUCUACUCGUUCUUUUGCCUCAACUGGGUCAAAGACCAGGCGAAAGCGAUGAAGAAUUUGGCGAGCCUUCUCUCACCUUCGGGUGAAUGUCUUCUAAUAUUCCCUGCCUGGUCGUCUACGAGGAUGCUUUGGAGGAAAUUGGGACGUCUUGAGCGCUGGAGGAAGUAUGCAAAGGGUAUGCUGAUGCGGCCAGCAAGGGGCAACGUCGCAGCAGACCCCGGCAUCGGCUCGGUUCACAAAGAGUGUGGCUGCGGCGGUGCCACCCGCCUCCCCCUGCGACAGCAGCCAACGCUGCUGCACCGUCUCUGA